CGAGAGUCCAGGAGCCCGCCAAGGUACAACCACGCCGCAGGCUCGCUCCUUCCGCCGUCAUCCCUGGUGUAAGUCUGCAAGUGCUGGAUUUCGGAUGAGUUCAGUUUGCUUUGGUCUCUGGUGCAUCUUUGUGCGGUUUUAUUUUAGGCAGCAACACAGCAGAAUCUGAUUUGAGUUGAUGAAACGACAACGCACAUGCGAGGCUCACUAAAUGGAGUCUCAUCAUGGCGAGAUUCAAGAGUUGGCACGUCCAACUUCACCACCUCCUCCUCAAAACAUUGGCGAUGAGCCUCCUAAAACUGAGGAAACAAAGAAGGACUACCACAAGGGGUGCCCCGGUUGUCAGCUGGAAGAGGCGAAUGAGAUCAGAACAGGCAUCCCAUACCUCAACUUUUUCUACAUCUGCAUCAUCGGCCUCACCUCCACUCUGCCAAUCCAAUCAUUGUUCCCUUAUCUAUACUUCAUGAUUAGGGACAUGAAUAUUGCAAAGCAAGAGGAAGACAUCGGGUUUUACGCUGGAUUUGUUGGGGCAUCUUAUUUCUUCGCUAGAAUCUUCAGUUCGGUGCCAUGGGGCAUAUUUGCUGACAAGUAUGGAAGGAAGCCAUGCAUCGUGAUUAGUAUGCUCUCAGUGAUUGUUUUCAACACAUUAUUUGGUCUUAGCACAAGAUACUGGAUGGCAAUUGUAUCUAGGGGAUUGCUUGGGAUGCUUUGUGGUAUAUUGGGACCAAUUAAGGCAUAUGCUACAGAAGUCUGCAGGAAAGAGCACCAAGCUCUAGGAAUGUCUCUUGUUACAUCAUCACGAGCAAUAGCUUUUGUUGUUGGACCAGCUAUUGGAGGGUUUCUUGCACAGCCUGCAGAAAAGUACCCACAUAUUUUCUCAAAAGAAUCCAUAUUUGGAAGGUUUCCAUACUUUCUCCCAUGCUUUACCAUAUCAAUACUAGCAAUGGGAUCAUGCAUCGCGUGCAUUUGGCUUCCCGAAACCCUACACUUUCACAAUGAUGGAAAGGUAGGAAGUGCUGAUGAAGAGGCACAAAUUUCUGAGGAAGUGGAAGCACAAGUUGGUCUCUCAAACAUAGAAGCUGGAGUAUCUAGUGACACAUCUUUGAAGAACCUGUUAAUGAACUGGCAAUUUGUGUCAUCAGUAAUCAUCUACUGUACUUUUUCUCUCCAUGAUGUAGCUUACCUUGAGUCAUUUUCAUUCUGGGCUGCGAGCAAAAGAAAAUUUGGGGGCCUCAGUUUGACAUCGCAGGAUUUGGCUAUUGUGCUAACCAUCUCAGGUGCUGGUGUUCUGGUAUAUCAAUUUGUUGUUUAUCCUUUCAUUGUCAAAUAUUUUGGACCAAUCAGGCCAUUACGUCCUGCUGCGAUCUUGUCCAUACUUCUCCUCACAACGUAUCCCUUCAUGCACAACUUACAAGGGCUAGAGCUCAAAGUAUUAAUCAACAUAGCUUCAAUUUUGAAGAAUGUAUUGUCGGCUACAACAACUACUGCAUGCAACAUUCUACAAAACACAGCAGUGCCACAAAAACAAAGAGGUGCUGCAAAUGGCAUCUCCGUGACUGUACUGUCAUUGUUCAAAGGUGUAGGUCCAGCAGGAGCCGGAACUUUGUUUUCAUGGACUCAAAAGCAUGUGACAGGGUUGUUCUUACCAGGUGACCAGAUCCUAUUUCUAGUGAUAAGCAUGGUUGCAGUAGUAGGGCUAUUUAUGACAUUCAAGCCAUUUUUCUCCAUGUCAAAUGCGUUGGGCCGUUCAUAAACAUGCACUGUACAUUUAGGCUUCAUUUGUGGGUUAAAAAUCAUGGGAACAAUUCGAUUGCAGGCCUCAGGUUUAAAACUCCUAAGUUUCAGGUAUGAUAUCAGCCCAUAAUUAUAUAUGUAAUAAUAAAUAGCCCAUUUCUAGUAAGUAAAUGUGAGAUAAGUGUAAAAGCUUUGUAAUAUUCUAACUAUGUGCACUUGCAAAGGCCGGUAAUGCUACAUUCUCUAAUAAUAUUGGCCCAUAACUUUAACCUUGUGUUCAGAUGUGUAAUCAGUGUAAAGAUGAUCUUCAAUGUUUUUGGUGUAAACUUUGGAUCACCAGAUGUUGCAUCAAUAUAGGUCAUGAAGUGUUUAGAUCGGUCUUCUUGUCUAUUAUCUCCUAAUUUCCCAACCUGUUCGAUAACUUCACCAGCUCUGAGAAAGAUAACAGAGCACUAACAUAGGCCAUGGCAACUCAUUGAUUGUGUGCACGACCAAAAACUAAAGAUAACAGAGCACUAACAUAGGCCAUGGCAAUUGAUUGUGUGCACGACCAAAAACUAAUUUUGAAUAGUAAGUCUGAUCUGAUUUCAACUGGUUGAUCGACCAUACAUGCUGGAUCUCUAUAGAUCCAACAGAAAGAAUCCAUUGAUCAUGCUUCAAUACAGCAGCGGAGGCUUUGGUACGGUGGUGAGACCACUAGUGUGAGCAAGAACAGAUAGAAAUCAGUGCUACUACCUUGGUAGAGAAGGACGGGUUGCUUCUGACCUGAGUUCAUCUUAGUUUCUUAAAUGUCUUCCACAAAAUAAAAGUUCAGAAAAUUGGAUAUUUGCCAUUUUUUCACGAGGUUCCACAGUCUGCACAUUCGCUGCUCCACAAAAUUGCUACAUACAUUUAUUUACUAUAUAU
This is a messenger RNA of Sorghum bicolor (sorghum), 2640 nucleotides long. RefSeq names its product protein ZINC INDUCED FACILITATOR 1. Gene Ontology annotation, molecular function: transmembrane transporter activity. The record is from RefSeq and is a predicted model, not a curated record. The transcript has 19 exons. Lineage: Eukaryota; Viridiplantae; Streptophyta; Magnoliopsida; Poales; Poaceae. Bases 212 to 1753 code for a protein of 513 amino acids. Gene Ontology annotation, biological process: transmembrane transport.